AUGGUUUUGAGCAAGAGUGAAGUUGUUGAACCAACACAAGAAUCUCGCGGGAGGCGACCGGCUGAGUCACGAGGCUUCUUCAGGUUGAAGUGGCAUCUUAGACAGGUCGGUCAUCGCCCUGAUGAAUGUCUGCAGCACGGCUUCAUCGACCUCAGGGGCCACCAGCCCGGACGGAUGUGUCUGGGCCAUCCACUGGCGAUAGCCGACCGCGAGCCUUGCCCAGUCCUCUUUGUCUUGCCGCGUAAGGCCUCCCUGCCUCGUUAUUCUGUUAUGGACGGUCUUCAGGAAUCGCUGCAUUCGUAA
Molecule: messenger RNA, 303 nt
Organism: Puccinia triticina
Lineage: Eukaryota; Fungi; Basidiomycota; Pucciniomycetes; Pucciniales; Pucciniaceae
Exons: 2
Coding region: 1-303 (100 amino acids)
Source: RefSeq, a predicted model, not a curated record